AUGGGCGACAGUUAUCGACGUCCGCGUGAACGAGAGCGUGAGCGAGACCCUAAAGAUUCAACAGUCGAGUACUUUGGCGCUGGCGAAAGCUACCGACCAGGUGGCCACUCAGGUCAAGGCCCAUACCGCCCUACGCAUGCUGGAAGAGACACCUGGAGUUCAGACCGUCGCGAGCCCCGAGACCCGCGUGAGCCACGUGAGCCACGACGUGAUCGAGAUGUCAGACGCGAAGACAUAGACUCCUACAUUCCUCCUACCAGUACACGAGCUCGCCGCGAUAGUCGGUCACCUCCCCCACGCGACCGAGGACGCUCCCGCACGCCACCUCCAAGAGACCGAGGUGACCUCUUUCCUGAACAUCCUCGAUCUCCCCCCCGACGAUUUUCACCGAGGCGAGAUGACAGAGCAAGAUCUCCUCCAAGACGUCGAUCACGCUCUCCUAUCAGCCGCGCUCGUAGCCCAGAAGGCCGACGCGAAAGAGAUUACAGCCCACCUCGUUCACCUCGCCGCGAGCGCUCCCCAAGAUAUGACCGCGCAUAUUCUCCUCCUCGAGAUGCGCGCAGAUUCCGGUCUAGAUCAAGAACACCAAGGAAAAGUGCAUUCACCGAGGAUAACUGGCGUCGCCGUUCGCCAUCUCCAAGAGCAGGUUCAAACGCACCUUCUCGCAGAUCAUCACCGCCGGUCCAUCCCGACCGUACAAGCGUAGCCGGGUCCGCCCCACGUUCUCCAGGCUACCGCGACACGCCGACUCGAGAUUUGCGGACCGAGCGCUCCGGCAGCGAUUUUGCCCCUCCUUCGGGUCCUCGAGGAGCGCACAAUGGCUAUGAGCGGCCUCCUCCUAGUGGUCCAGCGCGCAGCUUCAGCUCGAAUCAAACCCCUCCUACUGGCCCUCGCGGCCCUGGUAGUGCACCAGCGCAGCCCAGUGGCUCUGCGGGUCGCUUUGACACACCUCGCCGCGACUACAACAACCCUUCACUACGGGGUCGCACAAGUCUCACUUACCGUGCACCUUCGGCACCUCGAGCUCCAACAUAUGGCGAAGGGGGCGUACCUCCCGGCCCAAGCGCUGCUCCGCCAUCUGGCCCACGAGCCAAUAGCUUCAGUCGGGGUGACUAUGGCGCCGCCCGUGGGGACUAUCGCGGCAGCUUUUCCGGAGGGCGCGGCCAAGACUUUGCAUUCCGUGGCAGCAACAACAGCUCAAGCACAACCUACCCGCGUACCCAGCGCUUCACGUCCACGCAGCAACAUCUGCAAAAUACCGAAAAGAUUGUCCCGGGUGGCAAGCUUCUUCCAUCAGGCUUGUCCAGCGAGCAGGAGAAGAAGAUGCGUCAACUAGAGGCUGAAGCUGAACGCAUGAAAGCUGAUAUUGAGGAAAAGCAGGCUGCGAAACGUGAGGCAGUCAACGAAUGGGAGGUGCGCGAGCGGGAGAGCACCAGAGACUCGUAUCGGAGUGAGCUGGCGGAUGAGAGUCUGCACAAACUGAUGGAAGGUGAGGAUACGGGUAUGGCGGCGUUUUAG
This is a messenger RNA of Cyphellophora europaea CBS 101466, 1518 nucleotides long. RefSeq lists its product as uncharacterized. Bases 1 to 1518 code for a protein of 505 amino acids. NCBI's taxonomy places the organism in Eukaryota, Fungi, Ascomycota, Eurotiomycetes, Chaetothyriales, Cyphellophoraceae. The transcript has 2 exons. The record is from RefSeq and is a predicted model, not a curated record.